AUGGCAUCAUAAGUAAUACCUCUGCAAACGUAAGAGAUAGAGUAUUUGUAAACAGAGAUGAAUUAAUCUGCAAUAUCAAAGGAGAUGAUUAGCAAAAAUGGGCAUAACAUAAAUUAGAAAAGAGGAACUGUUUAAUUGUUUAACGAAAAAGAUGAGGAGGUGAAUUCAAUAGGAGAUUUAACAAUAAUAAUGAUAGGUAUAAUGAGUGGAAGUUUUACAUUUGGAUAUGCAAUAACAUAUUUAACUCUAUCUUUUGAUACAGUUUUUGAUUAGAUGUAAGAUGAUUUUUCAAUAAUUUAACUAGAAAUUUAAAAGGGAGUAAGAACGAAGAAUAAGGGUUAUUUAGUGCAAUAUUACCUAUAGGAUGUAUAGUUGGUGCAGUUUCUUCACAUUUUCUAAUGUAGAUAUUGACUAGGAAUUAGACACUUAUAGUAGCAGAUAUUUGUGGAAUGUUAAGUAUUUUAUCAUUGGUUCCAAUACGUGAGAUGAUAUUAGCAUUUAGAUUUAUGUAUGGAGUAUGUAAUGGGAUAUCAUGUAUAGUUAUGCCAAUAUACAUAAAGGAAUUAUGUCCUUAAAAAUAUUAUGAGAGAUUUUCUGUGAUGGCAGGAUUUUUGAUAGGGAUAGGAGUAUUAGUAGCUUUUAUAUUUGGAUUGGGUUAUUUGAAUGAUGAUUUAAGAGGACCUGAUACUCAUUGGUGGUAAGUUAUGUUUGCUGUACCUCCAGUUGUGUUCUUUUUUAGAUAAUUAAUAGUAACAGUGAUUUACAAAAUGGAUAGUCCUAUAUCAUUACUCGAGAAAGGAAUGUAAUUACAGGCUAAAAAUGUUGUAGAGAGAUUAUACACAUAAAAAUCAGUUGAAUAAGCAUUUUUAAAAGCAUAAUUGAGAGUUCAAUAUAAUGAAGAACAUCGAGAAGGAUUAUCAAGUAUAUUUUCAAAAAAACAUGGUACAACUGUUGCAAUCGGAUGUGUUUUAAUGUUUAUUUAUACAUGGUGUGGAAUUUUUGCAGUCUUUUCUUACAGUUCAUAAUUCUUUGCUUCUAUGGUUGAUAAUGAUUUAACACUAAAUACUAUAUUCUCUCUUAUUUUAGGCAUUUCAUAAUAAUUACCUGCAUAUGUAUCCAAAUUUUUCUAUGGUAAAUGGGGUAAGAGAUCUUUAUUAAUUUUUGGUCUCAUUUUUAUUAUCUGUUGCUAAAUUAUUGUAAUUGGAUUAAGUUAUACUGAGAAUAGUGCUGCAGUUAUUAUUAAAUUCAUAGUUCUAUGUUUGUUUGCAUUUGUAUAUGCUUUAACAAUAUCUCCAAUUUGUUGGGUAAUCUAUUAUUUUAUAUAUCAUAGUCAAUGACACCUGAAAUCAAUUCAUCAGAAGGAACUUAUUUUUGUAUUAUUUCAGUGUUUGUGUGGCAAUUAUUUAUGCUUUAUGUUUUUCCAUUUAUGUUAGAGGGUAUGUCUAUGACAGGAUCAUUUAUAUUGUUUACUAUUUUAACAUUUCUCUGUUUGAUAUUUAGUUAUUUUUUUGUAAAAGAAACUAAAGGACUUAAUCACAGAGAAAUAGAUAUUCUAUAUGGCAAAGGAGAAUGA
Messenger RNA from Paramecium sonneborni, 1573 nucleotides. The record is from the annotation of a GenBank genome assembly. NCBI's taxonomy places the organism in Eukaryota, Ciliophora, Oligohymenophorea, Peniculida, Parameciidae.